AUGCUGCAAUCAACACUGGAUGUAAUCCUACCUAGAUAUGCUGACGACAUCUUCAUUCUUGGUAGGGAUGUGAACGCCACGGUGGCCGAUUUCGAUGACGAUCUCUCUCCAGACGACUUACAAGGUACUAGACUUGAUUACUCUCGCAAAUACUUAGUCAAAGCUACAGAUCUCAGGGGAGAGGCUCUGAUGAAUUUUAUGAACGAAAAUGGCUUCAUUCUCCUCAACGGAACGUCCAGAUCUGACUCCCCAGCAAGAUUCACCAGCUCCAAAAGUGCUACUACACACGACCUGGCUUGGGUAAACCUCGACGAGGCAGACCUAGUGUACGACAUGAAGGUCUGUGCGGAUCUCCUUGGAUCCAACCAGAUGGUUGGAUCCAAGGAGAGACAAUCCAUUACCGUGCAGCUAUUUUUCUCUACUGUGGACCCCAGUGCCUGUGAAGCAAACCUCAAGUUGCAAACGCUCCCAUCCAACCUGAAGUCAACUUACACACCAUCAGCUACCCUACUUUGGCGUAAUGAUAAAGCAGUUGACUUUGUAAAAGAACUGGGUAACUCACCCAUCUAUACUAAGGCUACAACGACUAAGGACAUCGAUGCAAGAUGCUUUGCUCUAACGAAGGCUAUCAAAGAGGCUGCAACUGUCUGUGGAAUGUCCAAACCUGUAAUGGGUAUCGGCAAAGAUCCCCUUUCGAGGAAGAGGACCAAAAAUCCCUGGUUUGACGGAGAAUGUGCUAGUCUGAAAAAGGAACUCCACAAAUCUUAUGGUACGAUUUAUAAACCAGCUUUUGACAAACCCUUAGCUGUUGAAUUCGACGGUAAAAUGAAAACGUACAAAAAACUGAUUAAGGACAAAAAAGCUGUUCACUACGACAAAAAAGCAAACAGAUUCGCUAACAUCAGAAACCCCUUCGUCUUCUGGAAAACAGUUGCCUCUGCUAAAAGUAGACCUCCUAGGAUUGAAGCCAUUAGUUUGGAUGCCUGGAAUGACUUUCUACAAAGUAUGUACCCACCGAGGGCCCCUCUCCAGUUAAAUCUCCAGCACUCAAACUCCUCCGAUAUCUCCCCCCUUGAUAAAGUAAUUCAGAUAAAGGAGAUAAGUAUCUGUCUCAAACACGUAAAGAAGGGCAAGGCUCCAGGAGAGGAUAAUAUAUCAAAUGAAUUCCUAAAAGCCCUGCCCCUGGAAUGGAGGCAAUAUCUUCUGGACCUCUUCAACGAGGUUUUUAGACUUGGGAAAGUCCCUACAUCAUGGACAAGCAUAGUCUUGUGCAUGAUACACAAGAAAUGUGAAAUUGUUGAGCCGCUAAAUUACCGAGGAAUAGCGUUGGUAAAUAACACCACAAAAACAUUUACCUCGAUUCUGAACAACAGGUUUUACGCCUGGGCUGAGGAGAAUAAUAUCCUACCUGAGUAA
This is a messenger RNA of Diachasma alloeum, 1416 nucleotides long. RefSeq lists its product as uncharacterized. The transcript has a single exon. Bases 1 to 1416 code for a protein of 471 amino acids. The record is from RefSeq and is a predicted model, not a curated record. NCBI's taxonomy places the organism in Eukaryota, Metazoa, Arthropoda, Insecta, Hymenoptera, Braconidae.